AUGUGUCAUUCAAUUAUCUGGUACUAUGCCAUGUGUCAGCACCAAGAUCUGGGUGCAAGCUACCAAAUCGCGUGCCACAGAGCCUUCAGAACGGGCAACGAGUGCACCGAAGAGCAGCACAGUACAAUCUACCUCUCGCUUAUAGGGAAGUGUCUACAAUGCAAGCUUGAGCAGUUGAUCUUACGCUAUUCUGUCUUCCGUGAAUGGCGCAGAGAAGACCUUCUGGCUGCACUCAACGAUGCAUUCAGAUGUAGCAACGAAGACGGCUGGACAAUCGAUGACAGCGACGCCGAGGAACUUGAUAUAGAGACGUGGGUCCCCCAGUCUCCCAGGUCUUUCGCUGACCGAAUUGAGAACCGGGAGACCCGGGCAUCCUUCCACAGGGGCCCGGCACGCAUGCCGACUCUAGUGCAACAUUCCUCGCUUCAUGUUUCUUCUGUCGCUUUGGUUGGUUAUACUGAUAAUUACGCAGACGAUGAAGAGGAGUAUGUCUACGAGCCUUUGCCGGAACCUCGGCCCCAGAUGCGCCGGAGCUCGCGCUCUUGGAUUCCUCUUCCUACUAGGUUGGUGCGCAACCAGCAGAAUCCUACAUAUCUGGCAUUUAUCAGUGAUGACGAUGUGUCGGAUACAGAGUCCUUGCUCGGCACUUCUAGGCCGAAGGAGGAUCCUCCGACUUGGCGUUCCUGGAUACCCCUCCCUGUUAAGAAAGUGUCGGGGCAAUAG
Messenger RNA from Penicillium digitatum Pd1, 723 nucleotides. RefSeq lists its product as uncharacterized. The record is from RefSeq and is a predicted model, not a curated record. Lineage: Eukaryota; Fungi; Ascomycota; Eurotiomycetes; Eurotiales; Aspergillaceae.